This is a messenger RNA of Rhodamnia argentea, 926 nucleotides long. RefSeq names its product cytochrome B5-like. Gene Ontology annotation, molecular function: heme binding. The transcript has 6 exons. Bases 16 to 798 code for a protein of 260 amino acids. Lineage: Eukaryota; Viridiplantae; Streptophyta; Magnoliopsida; Myrtales; Myrtaceae. The record is from RefSeq and is a predicted model, not a curated record. Gene Ontology annotation, cellular component: intracellular membrane-bounded organelle; membrane.
GUGUGUUCUUGGCCCAUGAGCCCACAGGAUACAAGCUGGAGACAGCAUCGCCGCCGCCACAUCGCCGCUGGCGCUCUAAUCCCAGCUCGCGUCGAAGCUUCUUUGGCAGUGUUGAAACGAGCGACGAUGGUGCUUACGAACUUCAAUGGAACUGGGGUUGGAUUCGGGUUCGGAGUCGGGUGCGGGUUCGGUGUCGGUUGGGGUUUUGGAGGCAUGCCAUUAAACUUCCUGGGCCUUGGUGCAGGUGGAGGCUGUGGUGUUGGAUUAGGCCUUGGAUGGGGAUUUGGCACUGCCUUUGGAAGUCAGUAUCGGUCAUCUACGCUAACAUUCCAAGGCAUUGAAUUCUCAAGCAAGGAUCAAGGUGCAGAUAAGGAAGUCUUCACUCUCUCGCAAGUCGCCCAGCACAAGUCCAGGAAGGAUUGCUGGUUCGUCAUCAAGGGCCGGGUGCUUAACGUGACGAGCUUUUUGGAGGAACACCCAGGAGGAGAGGAGGUGUUGCUGGAGUGGGCGGGGAAAGAUGCGAGCAAGGCUUUCGAGGACAUCGGCCACAGCAAAGCAGCUCAGACACUGGUCUUGAAGUACCAGGUGGGCGUUCUCGAAGGCCACACCGUCCAGGACCAGGACGCCGACAAGUAUGCUGCUCCGAAAGAGGCCAAGAAGGAGGGCAUGAGCGCCUUCGUCGUGAAGGAUACCGCGGUUCAAAAGUAUGCGGCCCUCAUUGAGUUCGCCGUCCCUCUCCUGGUCGCCGGCUCCUUCUUCGCCUACAGAUACGUCACCGCCGUCGCCGGCCACAUGUGAUUUCCAAGACCAGCUUUCAUUUGUGUACCAGAUCCUCAGUCUGACUCUGAACUUGUGUUCCUUUUUCCUUUUUCUUUUUCUUUUUUGGGGUUGGAAUAAAAGAAGGUCGAAAGCUCCUGGAUUGGAGA